Messenger RNA from Dentiscutata erythropus, 1569 nucleotides. The record is from the annotation of a GenBank genome assembly. Lineage: Eukaryota; Fungi; Glomeromycota; Glomeromycetes; Diversisporales; Gigasporaceae.
AUGUCUAAAACUAUUACCGUUGAAGAGGUUGCUCAACAUAAUAUUGAAAGUUCCAUCUGGAUCAUUGUUCAUGACAAAGUUUAUGAUGUAACAAACUUUUUGAAUGAACAUCCUGGUGGCAAGAAAGUCUUACUCAAAGUCGCUGGUUCGGACGCGACGAAACAGUUUGAUAACUUUCACUCAUUAGACGUGCUAAAAAAAUACUCCCCUCAAUUACAAAUUGGUAAUAUUGGCAAUGAUCAAGCUGAAGAACAAACACAAGAAGCAGGUUCGGGUGAAGGUCCAUUCGGAGAUCUUGUACCAUUUGGUGACCCAUAUUGGUACCAAGACUUUUACAGUCCGUAUUAUAAUGAAUCGCACCGCCGUCUACGUGCUGCUAUGCGCAAGUUUGUGGAUACAGAGAUCAUGCCUUACACUUUUGAGUGGGAUGAAGCUAAAACAACUCCUAAAGAACUUUUUAUAAAAGCUGGUAAAGCCGGUAUUUUACCUGGAGUCUGUGGCGCCCCGUGGCCAACAAAAUAUGCACAGUAUCCUCCGAUUGGUGGUGUCAAACCAGAAGAAUUUGAUAAUUUUCAUGAAUUCAUCAUUACAGAUGAAUUAGCUCGUUGUGGAUCAGGGGGUAUUCUGUGGGGUUUAACUGGUGGUUUAGGUAUCGGUCUCCCACCCAUUAUGAAAUUCGGAACUGAUGAACUCAAACAGAAGGUUGCACCAGAAUGUUAUGCUGGAACAAAAAAUAUUUGUCUUGCUAUUACAGAACCUUAUGCUGGAUCAGAUGUUGCCAAUCUUAAAACAGAGGCAAAACUUACAGACGAUGGAGAAUACUAUAUAGUUAACGGAGAAAAGAAAUGGAUCACCAAUGGUGUGUUUGCUGAUUACUUCACUACUGCAGUUCGCACAGGAGGUCCUGGAAUGGGUGGAAUCUCUCUUCUUUUGAUUGAAAGAACAAGACCAGGUGUUAAAACUCGUCAAAUGCAAUGUACUGGUGUAUGGGCUUCAGGCACCGCUUAUGUCACAUUUGAAGAUGUAAAAGUUCCAAAAAGUAAUCUUGUUGGAAAGGAAAAUCGCGGAUUUAAGUGUAUCAUGCAUAACUUCAAUCAUGAACGAAUGGGAAUCGCUGUUCAAGCUAGCCGAUUUGCUCGUGUAUGUUACGAGGAAUCUAUGAAAUAUGCUCAUAAACGAAAAACUUUCAAUAAAACACUUGUUGAACACCCAGUUAUUCGUAAUAAACUCGCUCAUAUGGCACGACAAAUUGAAGCCACUCAUGCCUGGAUGGAAAGUCUAAUUCACCAAACAAACUUUAUGCAUGGAGAAGAAGCAAUGACAAGACUUGGUGGUCCAAUUGCGUUAUUGAAAGCACAAGCAACACAAACAUUUGAAUUUUGUGCUCGAGAAGCUGCUCAAAUUUUUGGCGGUUUAUCUUACUCUCGUGGCGGUCAAGGUGAAAAAGUCGAGCGUUUAUAUCGUGAAGUGCGUGCUUAUGCAAUUCCUGGCGGUUCUGAAGAAAUUAUGCUCGAUUUGGGCAUUAGGCAAUCUCUGAAAGUUGCACAGUUCUAUGGAGCCAAACUUUAA